This is a messenger RNA of Equus quagga, 6280 nucleotides long. It is a transcript of the gene SACK1H, whose product is annotated as family with sequence similarity 83 member H. Gene Ontology annotation, cellular component: keratin filament. The record is from RefSeq and is a predicted model, not a curated record. Lineage: Eukaryota; Metazoa; Chordata; Mammalia; Perissodactyla; Equidae. Gene Ontology annotation, biological process: intermediate filament cytoskeleton organization; positive regulation of cell migration; protein localization to cytoskeleton. The coding region runs from base 118 to 4266 and encodes 1382 amino acids. Gene Ontology annotation, molecular function: keratin filament binding. The transcript has 5 exons.
GGCCCACUGUGGCCUCCCAGGGAUGCCCUCUGAGCCCGCCUGACCGAGGCCAGCCAGCUGAUGAGCCAGGGCCCCUGGGGAGCAGACACCUGGUGAAAGAGGCGCCAGAUCAGGGCCAUGUCUGGGAAGCGAAGUCGAGCUCGAAAACCCCGAGCCAGGAGGGCAGGCAGGGCACAGCAGGCCACGGGGCGGCAGGGCCCUGAGGCUGAGCCCCCGCCCCCCGCCACAGGGGGCCUUCAGGAUGAGGUGGGGGUGGCCCCUUCGGAGCACGUGACCAGCAGCAAGCCAGCUCCCCAGGGACACCCCAAGGUGACAAGGCCAGAGCAGCCACAGGCGGCCAAGAGGCCAGUGCAGGCUGCCGCUCUGGGGUCCGAGAUGGUGCUAGUCCCCGCUUCGGACAUGGAAGGCUGCGGUGCAGGGGACCUCAUGCCGGGCCUGGGCCCAGAGCUGCUGAGGCUCCAUGAAGUCCAGCUGUGCCUGGCCCAGGAGCAGCUGCUGCUGGAGGACCGGCGGCGGCAGGUCCAGCUGCAGAUGCAGCUGUGGCAGGAGGAGCAGCUGUGGCAGGAGCAGCUGUGGCAAGAGGAGCAGCUGUGGCUGCAGCAGCUGCAGGAGGAGCAGGCCUGGGUGCGCGUGGAGGGGCUGGAGCUGGCCAUGGCCCUGGAGCAACUCCGGAGCGAGGGUCUUGAGGUGCUGCAGACCCAAGGCCAGGCCCCUGGCCCCAACAUGGCCCGCCGCUCCCAGAGCUCCUCGCAGGGGGACAACCCACUGGCACCCGGGUACCUGCCACCUCACUACAAGGAGUACUACCGCCUGGCGGUUGAUGCACUAGCUGAGGGCGGUCCUGAGGCCUACAACCGCUUCCUGGCAUCCGAGGGGGCACCUGCCUUCCUGUGCCCUGAGGAGCUGGAGCACGUGAGCCGCCACCUGCGGCCCCCACAGCAUGUUGCCAUUGAGCCCCCCGAAGGCAGCCCUCCCAACGUGGACAUGGAUGGCUCCUCGGGCACCUACUGGCCUGUGAACUCAGACCAGGCAGUGCCCGAGCUCGACCUGGGCUGGCCCUUGACUUUCGGCUUCCAGGGCACUGAGGUCACCACGCUGGUGCAGCCACCGCCACCUGACAGCCCCAGCAUCAAGGAUGAGGCUCGGAGGAUGAUCCGCUCUGCCCAGCAGGUGGUGGCCGUGGUGAUGGACAUGUUCACCGAUGUGGACCUGCUCAGUGAGGUGCUGGAGGCUGCCGCGCGCCGCGUCCCGGUCUACAUCCUUCUGGAUGAGAUGAACGCGCAGCACUUCCUAGACAUGGCCGAGAAGUGCCGCGUCAACCUGCACCACGUGGAUUUCCUGCGCGUGCGCACUGUGGCAGGCCCCACCUACUACUGCCGCACCGGGAAGUCUUUCCAGGGCCACGUGAAGGAGAAGUUCCUCCUAGUGGACUGUGCCGUGGUGAUGAGUGGGAGCUACAGCUUCAUGUGGUCCUUCGAGAAGAUCCACCGCAGCCUGGCGCACGUGUUCCAGGGCGAGCUGGUCUCCAGCUUCGAUGAGGAGUUCCGCAUCCUCUUCGCACAGUCGGAGCCGCUGGUGCCCUCGGCCGGGGCGCUGGCCCGAAUGGACGCCUACGCCCUGGCUCCAUACGCUGGGGGCGGGCCCCUCAUGGGCGGCCAGGUGGCUGGGAUGCCGACCCCUUUCUCCUUCCCCAAACGAGCGCACCUCCUGUUUCCACCGCCUCGGGAAGAGGGCCUGGGCUUCCCCUCCUUCCUCGACCCCGACCGCCACUUCCUGUCGGCCUUCCGCCGGGAGGAGCUGCCGCGGAUGCCCGGGGGCGCCCUGGAGCCUCACGCGGGGCUGCGGCCCCUGUCGCGGCGGCUGGACGCCGAGGCCGGGCCAGGCGGGGAGCUCGCGGGCCCGCGGGGCUUCUUCCAGGCGCGGCACCUGGAGAUGGACGCCUUCAAGCGGCACAGCUACGCGGCCGCCGACGGCAUGGGCGCGGUGGAGAACUUCGCGGCCGCGCGGCAGGUGUCACGACAGACGUUCCUCAGCCACGGUGACGACUUCCGCUUCCAGACCAGCCACUUCCAUCGCGACCAGCUCUACCAGCAGCAUUACCAGUGGGAUCCGCAGCUCGCGCCCGCGCGCCCGCAGGGCCUGUUCGAGAAGCUGCGCGCCGGCCGCCCCGGCUUCGCGGACCCCGACGACUUCGCGCUGGGCGCCGGGCCGCGCUUCCCCGAGCUCGGCGCGGACGGACACCAGCGGCUGGACUACGUGCCGUCCAGCGCUUCGCGCGAGGUGCGCCACGGCUCGGACUCCGCCUUCGGGCCCGGCCCCCGCGGCCUGGACCCCGGCGGGGCCCCACGCCCUAACCUGGGCCAGCGCUUCCCGUGCCAGGCGGCGGCGAGGCUGGGCCCAGAGACCGCGCCCGAGGCGGAGCCGGAGCGCAGGGGCGGGCCCGAGGGGCGGGCUGGGCUGCGGCACUGGCGCCUCGCCUCCUACCUGAGCGGCUCCCACGGCGAGGACGCGGGCGACGAGGGCCUGCCGGCGCCCAUGGAUGCCGAGGCCUACGAAGACGACGUGCUGGGGGCCGGGGGCCGGGGGGCCGGCGGGGACUUGCUCCCUUCGGCCUUCCGCUUGCCCGCGUCCUUCCCGGCCAAGGGCCCGGUGCCCGGCUCCGGCAGCGGUGGCGGCGACGGCCCAGAGCGCGAGGGUCAGGAGGAGGCAGGCCUGUCCAAGCAGGACGCUUUCCGCUCGCGCCUGACCCCGCUGAUCCAGCGCAGCUCGCGGCUGCGCUCCUCUCUCAUCUUCAGCGCGACGCAGGCCGAGGGCACGGGCGGGGCCGCGGCAGCCACCACCGAGAAGAUGCAGAUGCUGCACAAGGAGCAGGCUGUCAGCGAGAUGCUGGGCCCCGGCGGCGAGGCCGUGCGCUCCUCCGCCUCCGCCAAGGUGGCCGAGCUCCUGGAGAAAUACAAGAGCCCGUCACGUGAUCCUGGCGGCGCUGGAGCCGCAGUCACCGUCGCCAGCCAUAGUAAGGCUGUUGUGUCCCAGGCGUGGCGAGAAGAGGUGGCAGCACCAGGCGGCGCGGGAGGCGAGCGCCGCAGCCUGGAGAGCUGCCUGCUUGAUCUGCGCGACUCCUUCGCACAGCGGCUGCACCAGGAGGCUGAGCGGCAGCCGGGAGCUGCCACGCUCACAGCCACCCAGCUGCUCGACACGCUGGGCCGGAGUGGCGCCGACCGGCUGCCCUCCCGCAUCCUCUCUGCCCAGGGCCGCUCCACUUCUCCGCAAGGGCGCGAAAGCCCCCCGCCGGAGGGGCCCCGGGUGCACCAGGUGCCCCACUCUGAGCCAAAAGGGAGCCCCACUUCAGCCUACCCCGAGCGGAAGGGGAGUCCCACGCCUGGGUUUCCUGCUCGCAGAGGCAGCCCAACCGCAGGAUUGACUGAGCAGAAGGGGAGCCCCACCUCUGCCUACCCCGAGCGCAGGGGCAGCCCGGUGCCUCCUGUACCGGAGCGCAGGAGCAGCCCGGUGCCGCCAGAGCGCAGGGGCAGCCUUACCCUUACGUUCUCCGGGGAGUCUCCGAAGGCCGGGGCCGCGGAGGAGGCGACCAGCGGCCCCAUGGAGGUCCUGCGAAAGGGCUCCCUGCGCCUCCGGCAGCUGCUGAGCCCCAAGGGUGAGCGCCGCGCCGAGGGUGAGGGCAGCUUCUCAGCACCGCAGGAGAACGGGCAGCCUGAGAGCCCCCGGCGGCCCUCGCUGGGCCGGGGUGACAGCACGGAGGCUGCCACAGGAGAGGAGCGGGGCCCGCGAGCCCGCUUGGCCUCGGCCACAGCCAAUGCCUUGUACAGCAGCAACCUGCGGGACGACACGAAAGCCAUUCUGGAGCAGAUCAGCGCGCACGGCCAGAAGCACCGUGGAGUCCCCGCCCCCGGCCAAGCCCCCGCCCUCAGCGGCCCUGAGCCAGGCCGCCCACCAGCUGCCGGGGGCCUGGCCCCUGACAUGUCCGACAAGGACAAAUGUUCAGCCAUCUUUCGCUCGGACAGCCUGGGGACACAGGGCCGGCUGAGCCGCACACUGCCAGCCAGCGCAGAGGAGCGCGACCGGCUGCUUCGCCGCAUGGAGAGCAUGCGCAAGGAGAAGCGCGUCUACAGCCGCUUCGAGGUCUUUUGCAAAAAGGAGGAGGCCGGCGGCCUCGGGACAGGGGAGGGCCCGGGAGAGGAGGACACCAGGGACAGCAAGGUGGGCAAGUUUAUGCCCAAGAUCCUGGGUACGUUCAAAAGCAAGAAGUGAGUCUCCUCGCCCACCAGCCCAGGUCGGGGUGCCUGCGUCACUGCCACCCCUCUCGCAGAGCACCUGGUCCUCAUGCCACAGCAGUUAGGGACCCGGCUGCGCACAGCCAGAGCUCGGCUCUACCUGGGCUCACCCAGCGGAUGCCCUGCGGAUCCUCCUGCGGAUGCUCCUCAGCCACUCUGCCCUGGGGGCUCCAGCCACUCAGCCUCCCUGUCUGUGCCUUACUCCCCUGACUCCAUCUCUUCUCAACACCUCCAUCUCUGGGCCGGCUGCCUCUCUCUUCUUACCCCUCUGCCUCCACCAUCUCUUUGGGCUUCAGGUCCCCUUUGGGCCUUCAUUCACCUCAGGGCCCAUCUCCUUGUGCCUGAGCCCCCCAUCUUUUGGGGGCCCUAUCUUUGUGCCUCAGUCCCCCACCUUUCGGAGGCCCAUCUCCUUGUGCUUGAGUCCCCCAACUUUCAGGAGGACCCCAUCUCCUUGCGCCUCAGUCCCACAUUCUCUCGGGGCCUCGUGUCUCAGGGCUUCUGCAUCUCAGGGUUCCCCUUGGCCUCCUGGCUGUGCUGUUCCUUCGCCCUGCUGCCUCUUUGCUGUCUCUUGGCAGCCCUGGCCUCUCUGGGUCUCCCACCUCCUCAGGGCCCAUGCUCUCCACCUUUGUCUCAGGUCGCUGGAGGCUCACUUCCUACCCUGCUUGGGCUCCUCCUCGCUGACUCCCUCCUGCCUGCUGGCACCUUUCUCGGUGGCCAUCCUUUUGCUGUGGGGAGGCAGGGCUGUUUGCAAGCAGCUUGUGAGGGAGGGGUGGAGCCACACCCAAAGGAUGCCCCUCUUGGGAAGCACAAUAGGGUGGGCCAUUGGUGGGGAGGGAGAGGGUUCAGAGAAGACCUGUGAGGGGCUGCCCUUCCAGGAGAACUGAAGCAGGCCUGGCCGCUCCUCCAGCAAGGCUGCAGCCAGCACCUGGCGGGGAGUGAGAGCCCCAGGGUUUGUAGCACAAUAAAACCAGGUCUGGAUGGUUGAUGUUUGGCCCCAGGCUUACGAAGGGUCCCCACACGCCAGACACACACAUAUUCACCCCAACAGACAUGUUCACAGCCACUGUCCCCAGCCACGCCCCAGAAGGGGCUGAUGUGGAGCGCUUGUACUUGAACAGAUGAGGACCCAGGACACCGUGCCAUGGCGCCUGAGCCCUAGCCCACUGCUCAGGGGCCCUGGCACCCCACAAGGUGGGAGUGGUCCUGCUCUGCAGGUGCCCAGCAGACCCAACUCCACUGUGUUUGGGGUCCUUCCCUUUGUCACCAACCCGCAAAAUCUGCCCAAGGUCCUCGCUUACCCUUUUUGUAUGUUUUUCACCUCGAGAGUAACUUUGAUUUGAAAUGACAUAUUUUGUCACCAAAUGCUUAGAAAGUCCCCCAAUGUAGGUGCUAUCAUUGUGAAAUUAGUGUUUCUGUUCUUUCUUUUUAAAUAGUUUUUGGGUUUUUUUAAGUAUAAGAAACUCUAGUCGCUCGGACUGGGAAAGGGUUUAAGAAACAAGGUCACUGAGCGAGGGCAGCAGUUCUGACUCCAAGCAGCUUUGAGAAGGGAGGGUGGCGGGGCUGGGGGACAGCUCACGGUCUGGUUACCAAAGCCACUGCCCAAGUAGGGGUGACAGCAGGGGCUUUUGUUCAGGUGGAAAACCUCAUUGGGCAGCUGGAUGAGCCGGAGCGUUUCUUGGCCUCGAUGCGGUUCCUGACAAGUUCGUUUCCUCGCCACCUGAUGCAUCACCACCGUUCUGAGCAGACCCUUGCAGGCCUGUUGCUAAGGGAGAGCCCUUGCAGGAAGUGGAGGGUGCUCCUCAUGGGGAGGCCAGGGGCUGGGGUCCUCAGAGCCUCCUGUCUGCAUCCUCCACAUCGUGCUGAGUAAGACACCUCCUCAAAUGUGAUUCUGCACACUUUGGUGUUAACAAUAAAACACGAUGCACAAAAUAUCCCAACACGUUCCCAAAUAUAUGUAAUCCCCCAGUUAUAUAUUGUAAACUUUAGCCUGA